AUGUUGCAAGAAAAUUAAAGGGAGAAUGACAAAAAACAAUAUUCUAUGUUCUAUCCAGAGGAUGAAAGAUCAAAGAGUCAUUUCUUAAAUUAAUAAUACCUUACUAAUUUCUUUGAAUUUACUAAUCAUUUUAAAGAAGCUGAUUUACAAAAUUAAGGAAAAUAGGAAGAAAAAAUUUAACCUAAAUUUCCAAUAAUUAUUUAAUAUGAAUAAGAACCUAGAUAUGUAAAUUAGAAAUAGUAAUAGAAUUUAUUAAUUUAUAGAUAUAGACGAAUCAUGAUUAGAAGAAUUAAAAGAGCUUAAUAAGCAUUAAAGUUAGAGGAAUUAAGAAAAGAAUAAGCAACAAAAGUUUUGGAUAAAUCUAAUUAAAAAUAUAUAUAUGAAUCUAGGCAUUAACAUGCAUUAAAAAGAGAAAGAGGUCCAGAUGGAAAAUUUUUAAAAAAACAAAAUUCUGUUGAAUCUCCACCAAAACUCUGA
This is a messenger RNA of Paramecium sonneborni, 477 nucleotides long. The record is from the annotation of a GenBank genome assembly. NCBI's taxonomy places the organism in Eukaryota, Ciliophora, Oligohymenophorea, Peniculida, Parameciidae.